AGUUCUUGCUCUUCCUAAUCUCUUCUUCUCCUCCUCCUCCUCCUCCUCCUUAAUUUCACUUUUACGUCGAAGACAUUAAGAAACUCUUAAUUAACAUCUUCGUCGCAAAUAAACUUGCCUUUUUAAAGCAUGGAAAAUGUGUUCAAUCACUUUGACGAAAACAGAGAUGGGAGGAUUUCACCCUCGGAGCUGCAACAAUGUGUGGUGGCAAUAGGUGGGGAGCUUUCGCUGACGGAGGCAGAGACGGUGGUAGAGUUGCUUGACUCGGACGGUGAUGGCUUGCUGGAGUUGGAGGACUUCGUGAGGUUGAUUGAAGGAGGGGAAGAGGAAGAGAAGGUGAAAGAUUUGAGAGAGGCGUUUAAGAUGUAUGAGAUGGAUGGUUGUGGGUGUAUAACACCAAAGAGUCUUAAGAGGAUGCUCAGUAGACUGGGUGAAUCCAAGAGUCUGGAUGAGUGUGAGUUCAUGAUUGCUCAAUUUGAUCUCAACGGUGAUGGGGUCAUCAACUUUGAUGAAUUUAGGUCCAUGAUGUCAUGAUUCUUCGCACCUUUCACUUGUUUAUGUGGGCGUACUGAUCAUUAUUCUAUUCAUGGAUGCCGUAUCUGGCUUAUUUCAUUAAUUUCUCACCA
Molecule: messenger RNA, 626 nt
Organism: Juglans microcarpa x Juglans regia
Lineage: Eukaryota; Viridiplantae; Streptophyta; Magnoliopsida; Fagales; Juglandaceae
Product: calcium-binding protein CML38-like
Exons: 1
Coding region: 130-534 (134 amino acids)
Molecular function (GO): calcium ion binding
Source: RefSeq, a predicted model, not a curated record